Molecule: messenger RNA, 1137 nt
Organism: Pleuronectes platessa (European plaice)
Lineage: Eukaryota; Metazoa; Chordata; Actinopteri; Pleuronectiformes; Pleuronectidae
Gene: riiad1
Product: RIIa domain-containing protein 1
Exons: 4
Coding region: 107-382 (91 amino acids)
Source: RefSeq, a predicted model, not a curated record
UGCCUCCACGAGCUGCCGCUGCCACGAUUUGAGCUAGCCCUUAACUGUUAAAAUGGCUCCCAGCGGACCAGCAAACAUUUAGACCAGUUAAAUCUGUAAAGAAGUGAUGGCUGGAAAAGGAGGUUUGACGAAACUGGAGGUCGGUGUUUUGAGUCCUGAGCAGCAGGAGAAACUGCGACAGUUCAAGAUCAAGACGAGAAUCGAGAAUGAGAAGUACCUGAGGUCGCACCCGGAGGUGGAGGUGUUGGUGGGAGACUUCCUCAGAGAUGUGCUUCUGAAGAGACCCGCUGACAUCCGGGAGUUUGCUGCAGAUCACUUCAACAACCCAAGCCUUUGCGCUGAUGUCAGCUUCAAAAUGGAGGGAAACAGCAUCAUGGACUAAAACACCCGACAGUCGUGGAGCCGCUACCUUCUGCUUUGGGUCUUUCUCUGUCCUGAGCGACACACAUGGGAACUCCAAUGACCAGAUGUUAAUCAGUUUGUGUCUGUCUACACAACUGUUUGGUUGAUAGCUUUUCAGAUUUCUGUGACACACGCAGGAUCCAGCGAGACAUACAGUAGCUUCCAAUGGCCUGUCCUAAUGAGUGUGAUUAAAAGCUAAUGAGGAGGAGGAGGAGGUCCUGUGGGUAUUACACUCUGUUGGUCACAUCACACACACGGGAGUAGAUGGGGACAUGUCAAAGAGUUUGUUGUGUACUGAAGUUCACUUACUGUGAUCUGCAUUCGCCUGAUAUGGGCAGUGUCCCCUCAACCACAGGGUUCACAUCGCGUGUGAGGGGCGGAGUAGGUUGACACUUCUCUACGUAUUAAAGUCACAUCUCUUUGUUAUAUGACGAUAAAACCCUUUCAUUCUUUAUUUAUCAAUGGUCCAGUGUGCUGUUUGAGAAAUUUGUUUGUCAUAUUUCUUUCUAUGUAGUUUUUUUUUUUUAUUUCACAUUAGAAGAAGAGGGAAUUUAGCUAAUUUCUGUUUUUUUGUAUGAGUUUAAUCUACUUUGUUUUCCUACAGAGAACUGAUCGCCUUAGUGUAUUUCUCAGUAACAUCCAUUACCUGAACAUUCAUUACCACUCGUUGUUCAGACGCUGUUGUUGUGAGUUACCAGCGUCCUCUGUAUGUAAAUAAAGAUACAUUUCUCUGUU